AUGCCCUUCUCGCCGGACAAUGGAGUAGCGCCGUCGAGAUCUAUUGGCUUCGCCGACGAAUCGGUCCCGAGUUCGGGUAAAAGGCCCAGACGCGCGAGGAGCGCCAGGCCGGCAACGCCCUCUAAGGAGGGAACCCGUGAAGAAGUGGACGAGGUGGUCGGGCUCGACAAGCUGGGCAUGAAGUCGCGGCAAAGAGUCGAGAAUGAAGGGAACGAGAUCUCAUUUGCUCCGGCAUCGCCGAAUCGAUAUGAGAUUAAGAAGAGGAGAACGAGCAAAAGUGAUCCCAAAAUGAAGGGUGACGUGGCGCCGAAGAAGAGGGUGUAUUAUAAGAAAGUGGUGUAUGAUGGCAGCGAGUUCGAGGUGGGGGAUGAUGUCUAUGUGAAGAGGAGAGAGGACGCGAGCUCCGAAGAUGAAGAUCCGAAGGUCGAGGAGUGUAGGAUUUGUUUCAAAGCAGGGAGGUCUGUUAUGAUUGAGUGCGACAAUUGCUUAGGCGGAUUUCACUUGAAAUGUUUGACCCCACCGCUGAAGGAGGUUCUUGAAGGGGAUUGGAAUUGUAGCUUCUGUGAGGUGCGGAAAUUGGGCAAGGAAGUUGAGUUGCCAAAGCCGCCUGAUAUGAAGAAAUUGACGAGAACUGCAAAGGAAAAGCUUAUUUCUAGUGAUUUAUGGGCCGCUCACAUUGAAAGCUUAUGGAAAGAAGUGGAUAGAACUUAUUGGUGUCGGGUGAGGUGGUACAUCAUUCUCGAGGAGACUGCCGCUGGGAGGCAGCUCCACAACCUUAGGAGGGAGAUAUAUCGAACGAAUGAUUUUGCAGAUAUUGAGAUGGAAUCCAUUCUCAGGCUAUGCUUUGUCAUGAACCCUAAGGAAUACGCCAAAGCCAACAACCAGGGUGAUGAUGUUUUUCUUUGUGAAUAUGAAUAUUUUUUCUCCAACAAAUAUGACAUCCAUUGGCACAGUUUCAAGCGUCUUGCGGGGUUUGACAAGGAAGAAGAGGAUGGUGUGGAAGAUGACAGUGAUGAAUAUUGGAUGUCUCGCAAUGAAGCAGACUCCGGAACUGAUGAAGACAUGGAUUAUGAAGAAGAGCGUGUGAAAAACCUGCAAUCAAGAUCAUCAAUAACUCAUGAAUGUGCUGCGAACGCACGUAGGGGCCAGUUCUUUGGACUGCAAAAGAUAGGGACAAAGAGAAUUCCAGCGCAUGUCAGAUGCCACAAGAAAACUGAUCUGGAAAGAGUCAAGGCAAUGCUUUUAUUGGCAACACUUCCUAAAAGCUUACUUUGCCGAAAUAAAGAAAUGGAGGAAAUAACAGCUUUUAUAAAGGGGGCAUUAUGUCAAGACCAAUGUCUUGGGCGUUGCCUAUACAUACAUGGUGUUCCUGGAACUGGCAAGACAAUGACAGUACUUUCAGUAAUGAGAAACCUGAGGUCUGAAGUUGAUGCUGGAAGGAUCAGACCAUAUUGUUUUGUGGAUAUUAAUGGUCUUAAGUUGGCAUCUCCGGAGAACAUAUACAAGGUUAUUUAUGAAGCAUUGACUGGACAUAGAGUUAGCUGGAAGAAGGCUCUCCAGCUGCUUAAUGAGCGAUUUUCAGAUGGAAAGUAUAUUGGCAGAGAUGACGACCGACCUUGUGUCCUACUAAUUGAUGAACUCGACCUUCUUCUAACCAGAAAUCAAUCGGUUCUCUACAACAUUCUUGAUUGGCCUACAAAGCCACAUUCCAAGUUGAUUGUGAUCGGCAUAGCAAAUAUCAUGGAUCUGCCAGAGAAGUUACUUCGUAUCUCUAGUCGCAUGGGUAUUCAGAGACUUUGCUUUGGUCCAUACAAUUAUCAGCAGCUUCAGGAAAUCAUUUUAACGCGACUCAGAGGAAUUGAUGCAUUUGAAAAGCAAGCUAUAGAAUUUGCUUCUCGAAAGGUAGCAGCCAUUUCAGGGGUUGCACGGCGUGCACUAGAGAUAUGCAGACGUGCAGCAGAAAUUGCUGAUUACCGUAUAACGAAAGCUCUCAAAACUGCUCCUGCAGCUGUUGAAGGGAAAGCUCUUGUUGGGAUGUCAGAGGUUGAAGCAGCCAUCAAGGAAAUGUUUCAGGCACCUCACAUCCAGGUGAGUUGAAACACAUUCAUAACUUGUCAUCAGUUACUGCUCACUGAUGUAUCGGUGUUGUUGCUGCAACAUAUAACACCACAUGCUUUGUAUUCACGAAUUUAUCGAGCCAUAUACUGCGUCAUACAUAGUCGGCAGGCGCAUCAUACGAAAAAAGUGUAUAGCACCCAAGAUAGGGGAAGAAUCGCAAGCUAUGUGAAGAGGGAUGUCAAUACUUAAAAGUAUGGUUUCAGCUAAUGUUUCAAGUUGAUGCAAAAGUUUUGGCUUCAGAAAAAUAGGCUAAUAAUUUGCUGAAGAAACAACUAGUUUACAGCUAUGUCAAUAAUUUUCAACUAAAAUCGGUUCGGAGAACUGAAUUGGCAAAUCAUCAAAAUAUUCUAGACUAUAUUGACAAAUUGUCAAAAUAUUUGGAACUAAAUUGAAGUUAAAAGUUUUCAAAUUAUAUUAAAUAGUUGAAAUGUUUAUGAUUGAAUUGAUCGUUUCACUUACCAAUAUUUGCCUCAUUGUUUUGAAAUUAUAAACUCUUUCAAUAAUUUAUCGACAUUUACUUGUUAGACUUAUCAGUGUGUUGUUAGUUCUCAUAGGAAAAUUACCGACCUUAAAUGGGUUAAUACCUUGAAAAACCCCAAACUGGUACACUUAUGACAAAUUUAUCCAAAACUAUUUUUUUGACCACCAAAAAUCCAAAACCGAUAUACCUUUGACAAAUUUACCCCAAACUGGUACA
Eucalyptus grandis is the source of this 2815-nucleotide messenger RNA. Its product is annotated as origin of replication complex subunit 1-like. The record is from RefSeq and is a predicted model, not a curated record. Lineage: Eukaryota; Viridiplantae; Streptophyta; Magnoliopsida; Myrtales; Myrtaceae. Gene Ontology annotation, biological process: DNA replication initiation; mitotic DNA replication checkpoint signaling. Gene Ontology annotation, molecular function: DNA replication origin binding; ATP binding; ATP hydrolysis activity. Gene Ontology annotation, cellular component: nuclear origin of replication recognition complex.